This is a messenger RNA of Dunckerocampus dactyliophorus (ringed pipefish), 2064 nucleotides long. RefSeq names its product nucleoporin 62 like (gene nup62l). Bases 258 to 1904 code for a protein of 548 amino acids. Gene Ontology annotation, cellular component: nuclear pore central transport channel; nuclear pore. Gene Ontology annotation, molecular function: phospholipid binding; structural constituent of nuclear pore. Gene Ontology annotation, biological process: protein import into nucleus; RNA export from nucleus. Lineage: Eukaryota; Metazoa; Chordata; Actinopteri; Syngnathiformes; Syngnathidae. The record is from RefSeq and is a predicted model, not a curated record. The transcript is spliced from 3 exons.
AGUAGUCAUGUUGUCAUUUCCGCUAGUGUGCUACAGAUAUGUCUACGUGACGAUGUAAUAAUGUGCAAGCAAUGUUUUUUAUUUUGAUCUGUUCCUAGUCUGCUUUCAUCUCUUUUCAGUUAGCGACUUAUUUGAAGGUUCAGCGUCAACAAAGCCAAUAUUAGACUCAACUUUGUGCAAGUUGGAAACUCCAGCUAGUGGCCCGCCAAAAAUCUAUCGAGGCUAGUAACCAUUUUGUUCUCUUCUCGCGAGCAGCAAUGAGUGGCGGCUUCAACUUUGGACAGCCCUCCACGGGGUUUACAUUCGGAGCUCCGAAGACGACAGCCGCAGCAGUACCCACGGCGGGGUUUGGUCUGACGACGUCCACGCCUGCUGCCUCCGGCGGCGGCGGCUUCUCUUUCGGGUCAGCCCCCCCACAAGCCGGUGCUGGUAACCCCACCGGUGGUUUUAGCUUCGGCACCCCAGCAAAGAGCACAGCCCCCGGUGGCAGCCUCUCGUUUGGGACGCCCACCACCAGCACGUUUAGCCUGGGUUCGACUCCUCAAGCUACCACGGCAGCACCAGGGACUGGUCUCACAUUGGGCGCCACCACCGCGGCUCCGGCUCCGGCUGCGUCAUCAGGGUUCAGCCUCGGCUCGGGCUUGACGGCACCCGCAGGAGGAGGCUUCUCCUUUGGGGGCGCCACCCCAGCUCAGACCCAACCAGCUGCAGCUGCAGCAGCAGCACCCGCCACCACAACAACUGCGGUAGGUAGUGUCUCAUUUGGAGGGUUCAGCUUUGGCGGAACGAAGGUCCAGGUCACCACAGCUGCUGCCACCCCUGCUGCCCCAGGGGGAGGCUUCACUUUUGGCUCCAGCGCCUCCUCAAACCUCACCCUGGCUUCCCAGCCUACCUCCACCACCGCACCCACAGCUGCCCAGGGUGGAGGGUUCAGCUUGGGGAUUAAACCUUCUUCAACCCCAGCUCCCCCUGCAGUGACCCAAGCGGCCGCAUCAGCAGCCCCCUCUCUGUUUACAGCCCCCGCCCUGACAACUGCCACUGCAGCUGGUUCAGGCUUUUCUUUCGGUGCUGCUCCGACUUCAGCGGCACCUCCUGCUACAACCACAGCAGCCAGCGGAGGUCUGUCGUUUACGCUCAAGCCCCUGGGAGCAGCAACCACAAGCUCCAUCGCCGCCCCAGCCUCCACAGCCACGACCGGGGCCACCACCACGGGCUUCUCGCUGGUACUCAAACCCACAUCCAGCACGAGCGCCACCACGACAGCGCUGACGACGGUGGCCGCCGCCCUCACCACCACCACCGCCGCUCCUCCUGUGAUGACCUACGCCCAGCUGGAGGGUCUCAUAAACAAGUGGAGCCUGGAGCUGGAGGACCAAGAGAGACACUUCCUGCAGCAAGCCACACAGGUCAACGCCUGGGACCGCAUGCUGGUGGAGAACGGCGAGAAGAUCACAUCCCUGCACAAAGAGAUGGAGAAGGUGAAGCUGGACCAGAGGAGGCUCAACCAGGAGUUGGACUUCAUCCUGUCUCAGCAGAAGGAGCUAGAGGACGUUCUCAGCCCGCUGGAGGAGUCUGUGAAGGAGCAGAGCGGAACCAUCUACAUGCAGAACGCCGACGAGGAGCGCGAGAGAACCUACAAGCUGGCAGAGAACGUGGACGCACAGCUCAAGAGGAUGUCGCAGGACCUGAAGGAGAUCAUUGAGCACCUGAACACGUCCAGCGGCCCGGCGGACACCAGCGACCCGCUGCAGCAGAUCUGCAAAAUCCUCAACGCCCACAUGGAUUCCCUCCAGUGGAUCGACCAGAACUCUGUGCUCCUGCAGAGACGAGUAGAGGAGGUGUCCAAACUCUGCGACAACCAGCGCAAGGAGCAGGAGAAGACCUUCCGUUUAACUUUUGACUGACUCGGCGAAUGUGAUUCAUCACCAAAGUGUUCAUCGCUUCUUUUGUCCUGUCAGCUCUUCUAGGAUGCAUCCUUUGCAAUGCAGCUUGUUUUUUUAAAUAUAAAACUGAAGAAAAUGACAUCUGUUAUAUUAAUAAAUAUGCAAUUUAAAAAAAAUCAAA